This is a messenger RNA of Xenopus laevis (African clawed frog), 1834 nucleotides long. RefSeq names its product protein kinase C delta type-like. NCBI's taxonomy places the organism in Eukaryota, Metazoa, Chordata, Amphibia, Anura, Pipidae. The transcript is spliced from 10 exons. Bases 1 to 1353 code for a protein of 450 amino acids. The record is from RefSeq and is a predicted model, not a curated record.
AUGAAGAGAAUACAUUCUAAUUCCAUCGAUUCGGAUCCCCCACCUUCAAAGGAGAAGAAGAGAAGAGAAGACCAUGAAGAAGAGCAAGAAGAAAGCCAGAAAAGAGAAGAUAGAGAGGCAGUUUGGAGAACAGCUAUCAGAGAAGGGCUGCAGGGAGGAGAGCAUACCCUCUGGUUUCAAAGAUUUCUGACCCCCAGCCCUCAAAGAAAAGUAAAGACCACCGAAGAAGAGGAAGGAAAAAAACAGAAAGAAGAAGAGAGAGAGGAUGUAGAUGACCAUCUGCAAGUUGAGUGCUACAGGGAGAAGAAACGGAGAAGGCAGGAGACUGAUGAAGGAGAAGCUGGACCUGUGAGUGCAGAAGCUCAACCUUCAAGGCUAAACCCGCUCAGUAUCUCCAGUUACAACUUCUACUCUAAGUUGGGAGCAGGAGGAUAUGGCAAAGUAAUGCUGGCUUCGUUAGGAGACAGGAGGCCAUAUGUGGCUGUAAAAUCUGUCGGCAAACGAGAGCUCCCAGAUUACAGCAGCCUUCUCUCAGAGUCUCAAGUGCUGAACAUCGGCAGACACAGCCCAUUUCUUUGCCAAGGCUUUGCCGCUUUUCAAACCCAGUGGCAUGCCUUCUUUGUAAUGGAGUACCUGAGUGGGGGAAGCCUUGAGGAUGAGCUGAAGCGACACGGGACGCUGCCCAUAGAGAGAGUACGGUUCCACUCUGCGGAGAUGAUUUGCGGCCUACAAUACCUGCACGGCCUCGGGAUUAUCCAUCGAGACAUCAAACCCAUGAAUGUUCUAUUGGACCAUCAAGGACACGUUAAAAUCUGUGACUUUGGCCUGGCAAAGCAAAGCAUCUUUGAUGGUGACCUAACAACUGGCCGGGCCGGAACCAUAGAAUACAUGGCGCCAGAGAUGCUGAACAGAAAAACAUACAAUGCAGCAGUAGACUGGUGGUCAUUUGGCAUCACCAUCUGCAAAAUAACCACUGGAAUGUCACCGUUUCACAACAGCGGGAACAUGGAUCAGCUCAUUUGUUCCAUCAAAAACCAUGAACCCAAUAUACCCGACUGGCUGGAUGAAGAUCUAAAACAUCUUCUGGGGCAGCUACUAGAAAAGAAUCGGAAGCAACGCCUUGGUGUUCGAGGAAACAUCAGAUGCCACCCAUUCUACAAAGCUAUCGAUUGGGCGGCGCUGGAAGAGGAAGGAUUGCAACCCCCUUACCAGCCGAGAACACCACCACCAGACCUAUUCCAGCCGUGUAAAGAGAAGCUGUCAUUCCUGGAGUACAAGGAGGAUGAAGGAACAUCAGGGGGCAGUGACACCAUUCCCGGCUUCUCAUUUCAAAGUUCCACCUGGCUGACGUAAGUAUGUGUAGGCGUUUAAUCCAGCCAAUAAAAACAAUUUACUAUUCCAUCAGCACAGGUUUUAUGGGACAAUGGGCAUGAUUGUGGGCUGCAAGAACUUUUCCGCUUGCUGCAUGAAGGCCAGAUCAUCUCUUGCGAUUCCUGCUUCAACCAUCGGCUCCACCUUCACCUGGGAUUCCAUCUUCCAGGGUAUGAGACUGUUGGGUAACAUCAGGCCUAGAAUUAUGAGGGGCAGUCACUCAUUUGGCACAUCACACGUAAGUAUAGGUGGGUAUCUUUAUGUGAGCGAAUGUGUGAGUGAACGUGAGAUAUGAAAGGAUAAGGGUGUAACAGAAGGCAAAGCAGAGUCUAAGAUCACAGCCUGCUUUGUCUUCCUGCACAUCAUGUCUAUGGAACCAAUACCCUGUUAGUUAUUUAUAUAGUUCUAAAGUUCUCAUAGUUGGGUAGAAAUCCAGAUCAAGGGUUUUUUUCCAUCUGAAGUA